AUGCUUAAGAGGGCUACAAUACGUCAUUUAAGCUCACCAAGGCUUCUCCAGAGUCGUCAGUUUGUUGUGGCUAGUGCUUUAACUGUUGCAGGCUUCAUUUUUGGCCGCGAUGCCCGUCUAGCAGAUGCUAUGGACAGGGGCGAACUGCACAACAAGAACAAUAGCCUGGAAGUGCCAAAAUAUAACUCAAUCGCAGACUCGCGUCCUAUGAAACCAAACUACAAGGGCCAUGUUCCGCUAUACCCCCACGAAAGAGUGUUAUUGUUUUUGAUUUCAGGUCUCAAGUCGUAUUUCCAUCCUGAGGACGGCGAAAACAUCGUACAACUGGGAGAAGCGUCCGCUUUUACGUUCUUUUUGGAAAACUUGCAGCAGGUUAUGCUCUCGGACAAGACUGGGCGGCGAAUUCUGCGAGAACAGCCCGAUAUCACAUCGGAAAGUCUGGAUAUGGACCGGUUGCGGAAAAUGGCCCCCAACACGCUGGGCUACAACUACUACAAAUGGCUCAUGAAGGAAGGUGUGUCUCCUGAUACCAGGGCACCUGUCAAAUAUAUCAAUGAUCCCUUACAUGCGUACAUUUUCAAGCGGUACCGUCAAUGUCAUGAUUUCUACCAUGCAAUCAACGAUCUUCCGAUUAUAAUUGAGGGCGAAAUCGCAGUCAAGGCCCUGGAAGCAGCCAAUAUUGGGGUUCCUAUGGCUGCACUGGGGGCUCUACUAGCGCCUUUGCGACUCAAGCCAGUUCAAAAAGACCGUUUGUAUAACGUCUACUUGCCCUGGGCGAUCAAAAGCGGCCUGAGCUCCAAACCAUUGAUAAACGUUUACUGGGAAGAACUGCUCGAGCACGACUUGGAAGACAUUCGCAAGAACUUGCAUCUUUCGCCGCCUCCGGACCUCAGAAAAAUUAGGCAAGAGAGGGCCCAGCAGCGUGAGCAGUUCAAGUUGAAAUACGAGAAACAUGAGCUUUAA
Messenger RNA from Lachancea meyersii CBS 8951, 963 nucleotides. The record is from the annotation of a GenBank genome assembly. Lineage: Eukaryota; Fungi; Ascomycota; Saccharomycetes; Saccharomycetales; Saccharomycetaceae.